This is a messenger RNA of Cyprinus carpio (common carp), 3229 nucleotides long. RefSeq names its product cyclic AMP-responsive element-binding protein 1. Gene Ontology annotation, biological process: regulation of transcription by RNA polymerase II. Gene Ontology annotation, cellular component: nucleus; ATF4-CREB1 transcription factor complex. Gene Ontology annotation, molecular function: DNA-binding transcription factor activity, RNA polymerase II-specific; cAMP response element binding; protein binding. Lineage: Eukaryota; Metazoa; Chordata; Actinopteri; Cypriniformes; Cyprinidae. The record is from RefSeq and is a predicted model, not a curated record.
GUUCGGCAGCUCUCGCUCAGUGCAGUGGGGUUGAUGAUCGGAUUUUCGUCUCGUUCUCUGUGUUGUUGUUCUCGGUGACGCGACGGAGGUGUAGCCUGACGCGGUCUCUUACGUGUCGGCCUGAAUAAAAGUGGAGCUCCGAGGGCUCGAGAGUGACGGAGGGAGUCAGUAUCGAUUUCUGCAGUAGCAGAGAGUGGAGAAUUACCAGAGUCAGUGGACGGUGUGAAGAUUUUGUCUGGGUUUCCCACUUAAAGCUAACUCAAUGACCAUGGAGUCGGGAGCCGAUGCCCAGCAGGGUGCAGACACUGCAGUCUCUGAAACUGAGAACCAACACAUCACACAGGCCCAGAUCGCCACUCUUGCACAGGUAACAAUGGCUGCCGGACACGGUAGUGCCACAGCGCCCACAGUCACCCUGGUGCAGCUGCCCAACGGUCAGACGGUGCAGGUACAUGGAGUGAUUCAGGCUGCUCAACCUUCAGUCAUUCAGUCCCCACAGGUGCAGACUGUCCAGAUUUCCACAGUAGCGGAGAGUGAGGACUCGCAGGAGUCAGUGGACAGCGUGACUGACUCUCGAAAACGAAGAGAGAUUCUUUCAAGACGCCCCUCAUAUAGGAAAAUCCUGAAUGACCUAUCAUCAGAUGCUCCAGGAGUUCCGAGAAUCGAAGAGGAGAAAUCCGAGGAGGACACUGCGCCUGCCAUCACUACAGUGACCGUGCCAACCCCAAUAUAUCAGACCAGCAGCGGCCAGUACAUCGCCAUUACACAGGGUGGAGCCAUUCAGCUUGCAAAUAAUGGUACAGAUGGAGUGCAGGGAUUGCAGACUCUCACCAUGACCAAUGCAGCAGCAGCCCAGCCGGGGACCACCAUCCUGCAGUACGCCCAGACCAGUGACGGUCAACAAAUACUGGUGCCCAGCAAUCAAGUGGUGGUACAAGCUGCUUCGGGGGAUGUUCAGGCCUAUCAAAUUCGUACUGCCCAAACCAGCACUAUUGCUCCAGGUGUGGUCAUGGCAUCCUCUCCGGCUCUGCCAAAUCAAGGAGUUGCUGAAGAGGCCACGCGCAAGAGGGAGGUCCGCCUCAUGAAGAACAGAGAGGCUGCUCGUGAGUGCCGUCGAAAGAAAAAGGAAUAUGUCAAGUGUCUGGAGAACCGUGUGGCCGUUUUGGAGAACCAGAACAAAACUCUCAUCGAGGAACUCAAAGCACUCAAAGACCUGUACUGUCACAAAUCAGAGUGAUGUACCACCCGUUCUCCUUCAUUCUGGCAUACUUACCUGUACAGAGACUAAAAGGCGAGUCAGCCAGACACGGACGCAUGUUUUCUAAAUGUUUUCUUAUUUUAAAUUGCUACAGACUGCCUGUAUGAACACACAAGUACAUGAGGGAACUGAACAGAAGUCAACACAAAUCUCCUCUAGAAAUAUUGGAUCAUGUCAUUAAAGACAAAAAAAAAAAAAAUGCUGAGAACUUUACUGUGGACAUAAACACACAAGUACUUUCUCAGGCUUCUUUACUCCUGGACUCAAACGGAAACUCAGAGGACGGAUUUGUGGGAAAAUGUUUACCUUUUUUUCCAGUGUGCUGGUGUAUAAUUCGUCCGUAAUUUUUAAAAGAGACACAAAUAAUGUAUAAUAAUAAUAAUAAUAAUAAUAAUAAUUUAACUGACAUUUCAAUUGCACGGUAGGCAUCGAGAAAGAUUUUGUCUUGGAGUUGGCAUCAUUCCCUUCUUGAGAUUCUAAAGGUUUAACGUGUCUGACUCUUACUUUUAUUUGGUGUAUAGUGCUCUUGUGUUAUAAGUUGACAUUUUUACCUUUAAAUAUGAACAAACUAUAUAAAAUUAUGAAUAUUGAUUUACAGAAUCUAUGCCAUUUAUAAACAGAAAUAUUGUGUAUCAUAUACAGAACAAUAUUAUAUCCCAUGUAUAUUUCGAUUUUGGUCAUUUUAGAUGGCAAAAAAAAAAAAAAAAAAAAUGUACCUAAAUCAUUUAAUUUCAUAAAAUACUGCCAUUGCAGUAGCAACAGUUGCACAUACGCAUUAUAAAAAUGGUUAUUUUAUUGCAGACAUUUGUUCACUUAUACACCAAAAUUCACAUUACAAUGUCAGGAAUUACCCACAGAAGUGAAUUUGAUAGAUUUUCCAGGUUGAAACAAUUCUUCACAUUUAUGUUGAUCAUAUUUAGCAGAUCACUUGCGUGUUAUGCUUGUAUAACAUAGAGCUAUAAUUGGAUGUAAUACAAUCCAAUACAUUCAUUCUCUGGCAUUAUAAACUAAAGCAUGUUUUAUAAAUAUUACAUUAGCUUUGAUAUCGUUAUAUGGUCAGUUUUUCAUUUCAACACUAACAACUGGGACGCAGUGUCUUUGUAUUUGAUAACGUGAUAACAUAAGUAAAGAGUACAUGUUAUGCAAUAUUGCAUAUGCAUUUAUGGCAGCUAUUUCAUAUAUAUAAGAUUUCUCUUGGUUUCAUAUUUCCUUUGUCUAUAUUCAGUUGCUUCUGAAAGUUCAAGAAGUAGCUGAACAGCUGGUAACUUGUUACAGUUUGCCUUCAACAACAUAAGUUGUAUUUUGUUUACAAGGUUGCUUUAGUUGACCCAAAAUGUUUAAGGCUUUUAAAGUUCUUGAUGAAUAAUUAUUUAAAAAAAAAAAAAAAUCUGUCAAUUAAAUUUUGGUUGUAGUAUGACAUUUUGCAUAUACUUCUCAUUUAAAACUUUCCGUCCUCAAUGCAAUGUUAAGAGACUAUGAAUUAAAAAUGCCCAUCAACAUUUGCAGUCUGUACGGAAAUGUACCCGUGUCAUCUGUUAGCAAGUGCAUCAUCUGCUGCUACUCCUAAACUUCAAACCGUCUGCCUGACGUGUCAUUUAUGCAUUCAGGCGUGACAAAUUAUGGAAGCAAUCUCUCCACAGCAGGCGCUCAUGGUCCAGAUCUGCAGUCUAACUGCUUAUGCAACCUGAUUUCCCUCACAAAACCAAUUAUUUUCUGACAAGAAUCUGAAUUGGAUCAUCGAAGGACAGACUGACCUCAGCUUUCAGAGAAAUGCAAAUUCUGUCUGUUUGCAUUGAUUGAAUCUUUAUUCAUUUCCUUAACUGGUAGUAACUUUUUUUUUUUUCACUUGUAUGUACCCCAUAUGCAAUGAGACUGACCUACUGCCAUGCUGGACAAAGUGAACUCUGAAAUAUGCUACUAUGUGUGUUUGUCUCUAUGCAUACACAAAAAAACAAAAACAAAAAAAAACAA